AUGGAAGAAAAGAUGAACAGGAAAAUACUCCCUAAUUCACUAAAUGCAAAAACACAGGAAGACCACCCAACACUAGGUCCUGCCACAGUGAAACACUCCACUAGCAUUGGUGCCAGCGAAACGGACACAGCAGCAGCCACCCGCACUCUAUCACUUACAUCUUUAAGCUUAAGCGACCCUGAGUACGAUACAGUGGACAACAAUUAUCACACAGUGGAGAAUAGUUACGAAAAUAACAGCUACACCUCUUACAACAGCUGCCACAGCACAGACGAAGAAGAGUCCCAAGGAGCCCGUAGAGAGCGCAUCGGCUCAAGUGACCGCACAAAAACAGAAGAUACACAGCCACUACUGCGCAAUGCCAGAACAAGCACAGAACACUCGAGCUUCAGCGGCAGAAGCAGCAGAAAUCUGCAAACUCGCUCUAAGUAUCUGAGCAAAACAGAUCUCCUGAGAGAACAGAUGAAGACAAGAUUUGUCAAUGCACCUAUCUCCAAUCCAGGCAAAGUAGCUGCCACCAGAAGCUCAUCAUUCUCAGCAAUUGAAGAAGACUCUGUUGAGCCGGUGCUGCAGAGAACAGUAGACUCAAACGGUGUAGCCUACUACACAUUCGAUCCCAGAGAUCCAACCAGCGAAAUAGAAGAGGAAGAGUCAGUGCUGCAAAAGACUGUGGGGCCAGAUGGCACAAUUUAUUACACAUUCAGUACAAACUGUGUGGUGGAAGAUGUACCCCUCACGAAUAAGCCCAACAUGACUGGACACGACAGCCCAGAACGCCCGGUAUACCCCACACUGCCAAACGAAGUAGCAUACGAUGAAACAUACGAUGAUAAUUACGAUGAAAUAUACGAGGAAAUACUUGAAAAUAGCAAUGAUAAAUACAUGGCAGAUGAUGACAGCAUAGCAGAUCGCAUAAAGACGCCUCUAGACCUUUUCAUGCACGCCAACUCUUUGAUGUUUGGCAAGCCAACGAUAAGAAACAUAGCCAGGGGUCUUAUGAACAUCGUAAUCCUUGGAGUAGUUCUUUACACUGCCUCUAGGUUUACUUCUAUCUCUCUACUCGUUAUCCUCGUGUUUAUAGGAAUUAACCACUUUUUGUCGUCUUCUCCUAGCAACUCUCUAACCCUUGGGCUUAUUUUCAAAGUGCUAGCGCUGUUUAUCCUUGUGUCCUGUUUCCCAAGUCUUCUGUUCUUUGGCGCAGUUGCAUACUCCUGCAUAGUUAUCAACUGGUUUGUGCGCUCUUUGCUGGGGGGAAAGAUUUUUGACACGCUUUCUUGUCUGAUCGGGCUAACUUCGACCAUUGCUCUGUACCUAUCUCACUACUGGCUGGAGAGAGUGUACAAUAACGUGCUCUGGGUGAUACUCCUUCAGUCUACUAUUUUUGCAUCUCUGACAUUCAACUCUGCCGUUGCUACAUCGCUUUUUGUCUCUCUCCAUGACCCAAUUUCAAACAUAUUCUACGGGAACAAUAAAAUGAACGAGUACAAAGAAAAGCUGGAGGUACUGAAGACCAUGCGCACUGACAGAAACAAUGAGUACAACACCCUAACAAGAGAUAAGUCAGGUAGAGACCAUACUCUCUUGAAACAGAUCAUUGAGUCGGAGAAGGAAGAGAUAGAGAAGUGCAUAUCUUUUGCAAAGAAAAAGAACGAGAGAAUAUACGACAAUUUCUACAGGAGCUUUGGGUCUGCCCCAGACGGGUUGAUGUCAUUCAAAAAGACGCAUGACAUACUCGUGUCUCUGCAUCCUCUAUGGAUACUUAUGCUUCUGUUCACGUCGAUCAUCGCUGGACUUAUCAUGCUUUUUAUGAUCUGCUAUCUGAAGUCACGGCUGCACAUGCUGGACUACAUUCUGACACUCGUCCAGCGGACAAAGAGUCUGUUUGGCAAGAUACAUGAAUAG
Messenger RNA from Nematocida minor, 1902 nucleotides. RefSeq lists its product as uncharacterized. The coding region runs from base 1 to 1902 and encodes 633 amino acids. The transcript has a single exon. Lineage: Eukaryota; Fungi; Microsporidia. The record is from RefSeq and is a predicted model, not a curated record.